UCAGCAACCUUAAAACCCUUUGAACCUUUGUGAACACAGAUAAAGCCACUAUUUAUUUUCCACUUCUUCUCUUGAAGCUUUUAUGGUGGAAGAAAUUUUCCACUUUUGCACGUUUUGACAUUUUCCCUGUUCCACCAUUGCUUCUUCUACAAAUGCCAAAAAGCCUAUGACUAUGAUAUGAGCAUAGCACAACACAGUUAGAGAGAAGAGAAGGGUCAUUGGUCAAAAAGUCUACUCUUCUCUCCGCAUUCGUGGGUUUGGUUUACUGAACAAAAACAACCCCAUUAUAGUUCUAAACUGCAUUAGAACCAAGCAAGUAGUUCCUUUGUGGGUGAUGAAACGAGGAGACAUGUCAAGUCAAUUCUUGGACUCUAGUUUGUAGCUUCUCGUGGCUAUUUGUGCAUCUGGGCCAUUGUGUUUCUAACUGUUCUGUUUCUGAGUUCUUGUUUGUUAUGUUCCUGGAAAUGGGGCUUGAAGGUCUCAUUCCAAUGCACAAGCGUUCAAAGAGCUUUCCCAAUAAAAGAACAGUCGAGGAGGAUAAUUCUGAUGACGUUGAAGCCUUAGAUCGAAUAAAGCUGGAUACAGGUUACCUCACGGAAUGCGGUGAAGCAAGGAAAAAACCGACCCGUACAAAUGAUGUUCAAUGUGCUCUCAAGCAAGAGAUUCUACAGUUAGAAAAAAGACUACAAGAUCAAUUUGAGGUCAGAUGCACAUUAGAAAAGGCACUUGGAUACAGACCUACAUUUCUUGUUAAUCCAAAUGAGAUGGCCAUCCCCAAGCCUACCGCAGAAUUAAUUAAAGAAAUUGCGGUGCUUGAGUUAGAAGUUGUGUAUUUGGAACAACAUCUCCUCUCCUUGUACCGUAAAGCAUUUGAUCAACAAUUAUCCUUUGUCGCUCCAUCCACCAACGAGGAAAGAGUAAAGUCUCCUCCUCCAACACCUAGAGCAAGAUUCACUGAAACUUCUAAGCCUGAGGUAUUGUUUAAAAGAGGAGGUUCUGCAGUAAAAUCUAUUGAUCAUGAGCUUGAUACUCCGCAAAAGGAAUAUAAUGGAUAUGAACCUGAGACUCUGGAGAAAGAGCAGAACUUACAUCAGCAAGAAGGAAAGCAUUUAGACUCUGGUAUAUAUCGUUGCCACUCCUCAUUAUCCCAGUGUUCGUCAGCAUUCGCAACAAGAUCAUCUCCUCCUUCAGAAGGGUUGACCGAAUCUCUGCGUGCUUGCCAUUCACAGCCCUUGUCCAUGAUGGAGAAUGUUGAUACUCCAACAAAAGUAAUCAGCCUGGCAGAACAUCUUGGUACCCGUAUAUGUGAUCAUAUUCCAGAUGCUGCUAAUAGGCUUUCUGAGGAAAUGGUUAAAUGUAUAUCAGCUAUUUAUUGCAAACUCGCAGAACCACCUGUGACGAAUCCUAGCUUUUCAUCUCCCAGUUCAUCCUUGUCUUCAACAAGUCCAUUUUCUAUUGGAGAUCAAGGGGACAUGUGGAGUCCAGGGUAUAAGAAUAACUCCGCUUUCGAUCUACGGUUAGACAAUCCUUUUCAUGUCGAAGGACUCAAGGAGUUUAGUGGGCCAUACAGCACUAUGGUUGAGGUAUCGUGGAUAUAUAGAGAGAAUGAAAAAUUGGGUGAUACAGCGCAGUUGCUUCAGAAUUUCAGGUCACUAAUCUGUCAAUUAGAAGAGAUAGAUCCUGGGAAGUUGAAACAUGAGGAGAAGUUAGCUUUCUGGAUCAAUAUACACAAUGCUUUAGUGAUGCAUGCAUUUUUGGCUUAUGGAAUUUCUCAAAGCAGUGUGAAAAGAGUCUUUCUUCUGUUGAAGGCUGCAUAUAAUAUUGGGGGUCAUACAGUUAGUGCAGACACAAUACAGAGUACUAUACUUGGGUGCCGGAUGUCGCGUCCUGGACAGUGGUUCCGCUUGCUCUUUUCUCCAAAGACAAAGUUCAAAGCUGGGGAUGGACGACAAGCAUACGCAAUUGAGCAUCCUGAGCCUCUUCUGCACUUUGCACUAUGUUCAGGAAACCACUCUGAUCCCGCGGUACGUGUAUAUACACCCAAGAGAGUGUUUGAACAACUAGAAGUCGCGAAAGAAGAAUACAUUCGAGCUACAUUUGGGGUACGCAAGGACAAGAAGAUACUUCUGCCCAAGAUUGUAGAGUCAUUCGCGAAGGACUCAGGUUUGUGUCAUGCUGCUAUUAUGGAGAUGAUACAACAGGCUGUACCUGAAUUCCUAAGAAAGGGUGUUAAGAAAUGUCUCCUUGCAAAAUCCCAGAAGAACAUAGAAUGGACUCCACACAACUUCACUUUUCGGUAUCUCAUACCUAAGGAGCUGGUAAAAUAGUUACUUUGGGGAGCGAUAUGAACUGUUUGGAUUAUUAUGUAUUCUUUUGUACAAAGUUGACAGGGUAGCAGCAAAGGCAAAGUUUGAUAUUGCAAUAUGCAUCAUUGUACCAUUUUGCAUAUGUAAUGUCUUUACCAUGCCAUUCUAGUAUUUGUAAUUUCAUUAGUCUAUCAAAAUAGUUGAGAUUCUGCUAUGUGCAGUGUAAAUGAUUUGUUUUCAUAAUCAAUUUGUCAUUGGGAUUUCUUUGUAAUUCAUUACUUGCCUGUUGGGCAUUGAUAUGA
Messenger RNA from Lotus japonicus, 2608 nucleotides. RefSeq lists its product as uncharacterized. The transcript has 12 exons. Bases 453 to 2327 code for a protein of 624 amino acids. NCBI's taxonomy places the organism in Eukaryota, Viridiplantae, Streptophyta, Magnoliopsida, Fabales, Fabaceae. The record is from RefSeq and is a predicted model, not a curated record.